This is a messenger RNA of Drepanopeziza brunnea f. sp. 'multigermtubi' MB_m1, 1383 nucleotides long. RefSeq lists its product as uncharacterized. Lineage: Eukaryota; Fungi; Ascomycota; Leotiomycetes; Helotiales; Drepanopezizaceae. The record is from RefSeq and is a predicted model, not a curated record.
AUGUCUAGCUCUAGUCCAGCCGGCAUGACCAAUCCGGCUGUAUGGAAGCUGAAGGAGAUGCUUAUUGAAUGGAGACUGACGGAAUUAACCCCUGAGGAUGUUAUGGCGCUGAAUUCGGCAGAUCUCGACUUCAGCGAGCUUGCCGUAUUUGAUCCCAACGAACUGGAAGGGGUCGAGUCUGGAGCGCCUCUGUACACUGGUCAUGACCUCUACGCUGCUCCCCGGGUGGGAGGAUCGGAACUCUUGAAGGAUGGUGUGUUUGCGAUUCUCAAAGCAAACAAAGCUUUGGUACCCAAGGUUCGAGAAUUGCUUGACAAGGAACUUCUUCAAUCAGGUUACGGGAAGGAUUAUUUGGGAAAACGUACCAAUACAAUGCAAAAGGCUACUGCGCUUGCCAUCCAUCGAUGUACAGGCACCUUGAGACCUUUCUCCGAUGGCGAGUUCAAAAACCUCGAUAGAGGCAAACAUGGAUUUGAAGUCUUGGUAACAACGUUGCGAAACGGCCAUCCUCAAAACCGCGAGACCACAAGCCUUUACUUCAGGUAUACCACAAAAUACCACGAGUUCAUAGAAGAGCUGCGAAUUACCACCCACAAAAGUGCCAUACCACCUAUCAAUGUCGCCCAGCUGCACAGCUACGAUAAGAAUGAAGUGGCAGAUACCCAAUCUAAGGCUUCAGGGAUUGCUUUCCCAACACUUCCGCACUCUUUCACAGCUCCAUCCGGCCCAUCAUCACCUCGAUUCCAGAGCCAACGAGAUGUGCAGGGUUAUACUCUUGCGGACGGGCCUUGGCUGUACAGGGUUGCCCUCAAUCUCAAUGUUAUUUCAAACUGUAAAGCUGGAGCUCCACCGGAUCGAGAGAUCAAGGACGCGGAUACGUACCGGGAAAUGAUCGACUUCCUAAAGGAUCAGGGGAAGAAGAAGACUGCAGAAGCCGUUAUUACCGUCCUGGUCAAACAUUCUCUAGACGAGGAGGCCUGCAGACGCUGGAGACACCAUUUGGAGGAGGAGGCUGCCGAAGAACAGCGAUACGCACAACGAAUGAAGAGCCUGGGCAGGCAGCACGGCGAAGAAUCCGAUAUCGGAGAGCCAUACAUGGCCGCCCAGACGAGACGGCUCGCCGCUCAGCGAAAGGCCGGCCUCAGCAAAUAUUGGGACGCUACCCACGGUAGGGAAAUUACGAGCGAACUGAGCAGAGCACGCAUAGAAGCGCGGAAGGCGAUGGCUGAAGCUGGACUCCUUUCUCGGAGCGAGAUAGAUGACGCCAUGAAGGGCAGAGAGAAAGUUGAACGAGCUGCUUUCUACGCGGAGCUUGAGAAGAGGACCAAGGGAUCCCGGGACCAAGAUGACUUCCAGAGACGUCUAGAAAACUUGUGGCCUUGA